Haliotis rufescens (red abalone) is the source of this 2225-nucleotide messenger RNA. RefSeq names its product P2Y purinoceptor 1-like. Gene Ontology annotation, cellular component: plasma membrane. The transcript is spliced from 3 exons. NCBI's taxonomy places the organism in Eukaryota, Metazoa, Mollusca, Gastropoda, Lepetellida, Haliotidae. The coding region runs from base 166 to 1395 and encodes 409 amino acids. Gene Ontology annotation, biological process: G protein-coupled receptor signaling pathway. Gene Ontology annotation, molecular function: G protein-coupled receptor activity. The record is from RefSeq and is a predicted model, not a curated record.
UGCACUCAGCAGCUCGUGCCUUCUUGCUGACAGAUGUUUGAAGAAGGGGAUAAUAGUUCAUGAUGUGGCUUGGGCAACAUCGACGGCAAGAUGGAUUCUAAGAUGGUGACGCAGUUGCCAGCACCACCAUCAUUGGAUCCAGAACAACAUCUUCAAGACGGAUGAAUGAUAUGGUACCACACUGCAAGGUCUGCUCAUUACCACUCUACCAGAAUGACUGCGAUGGCCGAUGAAGCCAUGGAUAUGGAUGUCGAGAAUCAAUAUACUGAUUACAAUUUUACAGGAAAUGUGAUCAAUUAUAAUUUCCAAAAUACUUCGAACAGGAGACUGUACAUCCCAAGGAGGAUGUACCAACCUGAUCCAAUGAUUAUUGGAAUUUACAAAUUCAGCUUCUACUGCUAUCCUGUCAUAUUGUCAGUUGGAUCUCUUGGGAACAUCUUGGCUUAUCUGGUAUUUACACGCACCCGCCUGAAGAAAGUUUCGUCUAUCCAAUACCUGGCUGCAAUGACUGUGACGGACACUGGGUUCCUGUGGACGUUUUUCCUCACACCUUUAUACGGAUAUUACAGAGUGCCUAUCAUCGUCCAAGACGGACUGUGCCAAUUCAUGACUUUCUUGAAUUACGUUUUCACUUUCCUGUCGAUAUGGUACCUGGCUGCUAUGGUUGUGGAGAAGUUCAUUGGUGUGUAUUGGCCUUUGAAAAAAUCAUCCAUGUGUACUCCUUUUCGAGCAAAGCUCGUCAUGUUUUUCAUGUCGGUCAUCGCUGUGGCCUGUUAUUCAUACGUUGUAUAUUUCUUUGGACCAGAUAAAUUUCAAAAUGUGCUACGCUGCAUGCCUUGGAAGGAAUUACGAUUUCAUUUUCAUAAUUUGAGCAAAAUUGAUACUUUCGUGGUCGCAAUAUUGCCCUAUAGUGUCAUUAUUUUACUAACAAUAUUGAUUGCCAUAAGAGGUUGCGAAUACUACCGGAUAUCCGCUUCGGUUGAACUCUGGACAGGAUCACAUGGGAGCAGAGUACCGUCUUCACAAUCAUCAGUCCGCGUUACCAACAUUCUAUUUCCUGUCAUCAUUUUGACAGUGCUCGGAAAUUUCCCUGUAAUGAUUCUGCGAACAGCAAUGACAUUAAACGGUGUGAGAAAUCCUACAUUAGCUAAAUGGAAUCAUCUAUUUUAUGUAUUCUAUAUCCUAAACUUUGGAAUCAAAUGUUUUGUUUAUUUGGUUUUCUCGGGAAGUUUCCGUCGAAGAACUAGAGAAUUGUUAAGAUCUGGUUUCAACAAAAUGAAGGAUGCUUGUAACAGGAAGCAUUCAGUAAACGAGGCAGAUCCUCAGAGAAUCUAUCUUGAUUCUAUGUCAAGAGGGGCCAUCAUGCGAUCCCGGUUAAUGCAGUCAGAUAUUUAAGGAGAACUAUAUUAAUAUCACAUUUGUCCCAAAUAUUUUUUUAACAGAAACAUAUGGCUGGUCACCUAACACCAUGCAGGGAUUCAGCAAUAUUCAGCCAAGUGUACAUAUGAAUUAUCACAUAUUCAUGAUAAAACGAACACAUUCUAUGUCGUUACAUGUCCAUAUACGAUUCUCGCUGUUGCCUUAUGUCAUAUCUUCAUCUCCUCCCCUCAGAGAAGGCAAUAGUCUAACCAUACCUAUUAAAUCAAUGUUUUACCAUUAUUUUACCAUUAUUUUGGAUAUUGUUUGAUUCUGAUUGGUUACUCAGAGACUAAUCAGAGUCAGAAGACCGUAUCGCCGCGGAAUAAUUAAUAGAAUAUGAAUAGAAAAGAUCUUUUUCAAUCAUCGUUGCUGCAUACUUUGAAUGUCUGGCAUAUUUGCAAGUAAAUUAUAAUUGCUUUAAAACCGAUCACUUUCUUAUGUCUGAGUAUUUACAGCGCCAUACUUUGUUUCAAGCCUAUUAUUCUUUCAUUCAUAUAGAGAACCCACAUGCCGCGUCACGCAAUAUAUUCAUGUUUAGUUUUGUCAUGGUAGAAUGGCGCGUUUGAUUCUACAGAUAAGCUAGCUUUCAAUUGAAGCAACAGUGCAUUUAUUACCUUAGUACGUAUAUAUCAUAUGUUUAUUCAAGGACACAUUGACAUCAUCAGUAGUUACCCAACUGUAUGGAUGAGAAGUGCCAUGAGAAGGACAAGUGAUGAUGCUAUGUUGCUUCAUAUAUGGCUGCAAAUAUUCAUUAAAACAGACUUUUUAAUAAAUGCUUUGAAUAUCCCAAAACGUCGGUACUGUAU